Molecule: messenger RNA, 4228 nt
Organism: Phymastichus coffea
Lineage: Eukaryota; Metazoa; Arthropoda; Insecta; Hymenoptera; Eulophidae
Exons: 10
Coding region: 530-2098 (522 amino acids)
Cellular component (GO): endoplasmic reticulum; membrane
Molecular function (GO): chloride channel activity
Source: RefSeq, a predicted model, not a curated record
AAAAGAGUGAGUGAGUGAGUAAUACUUAUUGCGUCGAUAAGUUCCCGGGGUAACUUCGUAAAUGUAACAGCCGUGGGCCCGUGCGUGCGAAUUUCUCUGCCUCCGUCCUGUGACAAAAACUCUUCAUUUUGGCGGUGACGGAUCAGCUGUUACUGUAAGCAAGUGUUGCAAGUGUGGUCCAGAGAUUUCUCGCACCCUCAGUGACAAAUGUGCAACGUUUUACAAAAUACCAAACCUGGACAUGUUUUCGGAAGAUUCUCGUCUUGUAUAUCUUUCCACCUUUGCUUCGUUGGGACGUAAAACUCACACGAGAUCAGAAUCUACUUUCUUGCAAUAAUUAGCUAACGUACUAUUUGUUCUACGUAUAAUGUUUGAAUUAUUUAUAAUUAUAAGAAAGUUUAUAUUCAUCAAAAAGAAGGCAUAGUACUUAUUCUUGAGACUGUUUGCUUGUUAAUUUUGAAGAAGUAAAGUAAACAAACCACUGAAUUAUGUCAACAAGUGUAGAUUUGAGAAAUUAUUAACAUUAUUUAUGCUAAAGGGAAUAAGCACAAACUUUAGGAGUUCUGUGAGAAGAAAUAUUGCUUUAAAAUUGUUCAUAAUGAAGUGUCAGGGAAAAUAUUCCCUUUUACAUCUAUUUUUUAUUCUUUACUUAUUUGUUACUGUUCUUGGCACUGACAACAUUUAUGAACAAGUCUCUGGUUAUGUCCAAGAUUCAGAUUAUGUUGAUCCUAAUUCUUUCUAUUACAACCGUCAUUCUCAAAGAGUAAAAAUAUCUAGAAACUAUGAAUCAAUAGGUUCAAAGGAUAAUCAGUUAACACAACAUGGUGCUACAUAUCAAUCAUGUAACGAUAAUCCAUAUGAAGUAUUCUCUAGACGAUUAGUGAAUAUGAUUAUUUUAAAAUCAAACUUUAAGUUGAAUGGUGAUAUAGCAUUGGGGAAGCUAGUGCUGGAAGCAACAGUUGAAGAAUUGGAACUUCUCAAAUUUUAUGGAGAAGGAAAACUUUCUAUCAGACAAAUAGAUGAUAUACUCACUAAUGUUAUUCGUUCCCCUGAAAUAAGUUUCUUUGAUGAAGCUUUGAAUUUUACAGAUAAAAUAUCAAUAUAUCUAUAUCAAUAUAGGAUAAUUUUUGGGUAUAUACUUGUUGUGUUGUUUACAAUUAUCGUUACCUUUAAAGUACAAUGGACAGGAUUUAGAAUUCUUUUACUAUUGUUUACUGUCAUUGUAAUAGUUAGUUUCAUGCUGACUUGGUGGGAACUUCUUCAGGAAGCUGAUAUAAAAUUACAAGCCCAAAGGAGUAUUUAUAACACUAUGCCUGAUGAGUGUAGACAAGACAAAAUUAGUUUUUUGAAAUCAGUGUUGUUAUUUUUGGGCAUACGAAAAGGAGAUUGUUUCAGAUAUUAUGAAGCAGUCAUGACAGAUACUGUAUUAAAAGUAACACCACUACAUGUAAUUUCUCACAUGUUCUCAAAGUUUCUCUUUUAUCCUUUAAGCAUAGCUAGUCAUUAUUUAUCCGAUUUUGUGGAAGGCAUGACAAAAGAUCUACCAUUUCCAUUCAAUAACAUUGCAAAGCUAAUGUUAGUUAUAUUCAUGCCAACUCUUCUUGGCGCAUUAUUGAUAGUCUAUUUUGGAGGGUCAACAGGACUAAAAAUUGGACCUUUAUUUCACUUAUAUCUUCAUAGUAGUAAAACGGAAAAUCCAGAAAUUAAAACAGAAAAUGUUAAUAGACAAGCUAUCGAAGUCAUAAAAACUGAUUUAGCAGAACUUAAAACAAAUAUUUCUGCGAAUACUAAUUCGCUGGGACUGCCAAGACAGAAUUCAAUGAAACAAAUUAAAACGGAAACACAAACAGAAGUUGUUCCAAGGAAAGUGGAAAAACAAGAAGAUACCAUCACCAAUAGUGAUGAAUUUUCAGAAGAAAAAGAACAUGAAAAUAUUUUAAGAAUAUGCCUGGAAGAAGAAAUAAAGGAAAAGACAACUCCUAGUGUUAUUAGUGAUAUUUCUAAAAAUGAAACUUCAAAAAAAGAAAACGAAUCGGUGGAAAGCGUAAAAUUGUUAAGAAACAAAUCAUCUCUUGAUGUUGAAAGUAAAAAUGAUUAAAAAGUGAAUUUUUUUAUAUAGAAAAAUAUGACAUUCACAAUAUUUAGUCGGAAACUGUUAGAAAUAAUUAUUUGAAGCGAAUAAUUUACUACUAAAUAUUCAAGAAGUAUUUUGUAAAGACAUUUGGCCUUUCCGCUGUCAAUUAAUCCGAUUAAGCGCUUAUGCACGACAUGCGAUGACGGUGGUAGCGCCUUCUCAAUUCCAUCUAUGCGUACACGUUAGUCUGGUUUAGGCACGGUCAUGGUAGGACUGAGUUUCAUCCCACGACUUGGCGUCCCUCUCACCAGAAAGCUUAACCCUAUCUUCUCGAACAAUUGAGUUCGAGAAUAAGCAUGAAUUUCUCGCACGACCUUUCUUAUUUUCUUUUUUUUUUUCAAAGACGGGCCUAGCCUUCUUUUCUCGAUCGAGCAAUAAAGUACGUUUUGUCUAUACAUAGCUAUUUGCUCUCGACAUUUUCUCAUUCUAUCUUUAUGAUUUUCAGAGCGGCAACGUGAGCGUUAUACGCAUCGCAGAUGAAUUUAUUAUUAUUAUUGAUUAUUGAAUGAAAAAAAUUUACCUUAAAUAUUUAAGAAGUAUUUUGUAAAAUUUGCGUUGAUACUUUUAUAAUCAUGAAAAACUCACUGUCUUUCCGCAACAAUUUUGAUAUUCUAAUUUAUUAAAAAAUUAUUUUAAGAUAUAGAAUAAAAGAUUAAUAGAAUAAGAUAUAUAGAAUUAAAGGAUUGAUAUAUUGUUAUAAUAUUUUAUCAUGUUUUAUCGCAUAGAAAACUAUUUACAAUGCAGCUACCAUUAAUUUGGAAAUAAAAGAAUUACACGCAAUAUUAUUUUAUAUGCUGUAGAUUGUACUGUUAAUCCUGUUUUAAAGAAUAAAAAACAUAUUUCUUCAAGUAUUUUACACUUGUACAAUGGUUUGCAAAUCAUCAUAGUUAAGAAAAUCAAUUAUUAUUUAUAUAAUAAUACAAUUAUCGUUCAGAUCUCGAAUUUGAGGUACAGCAUCGAAAGCUUUACUUCAAAAAUUGGCAAAAUCAAUGACUUGCGAUACUCUUUCAUAAGUUUUUGCGAUAAUAUAGUUUUGAUGAGUAAUAUACAUCAACAUCAGUCUUGAAACUAAAUAGUUAUUACUCGUGAAGUUGGUAAUAUUCUUUCACUCUGAUUUAACAAUUUGAAUAUUAUUGCUGACCAGUUAAUUGUAAUUACCGAAUCUUCUCGAUAAUUCAUCUGUAAAACUCUAAAUAACAUUUGAAGAAUAUAUCACGGAGUUAAUUUUGACUAAAAUCAAGUAUUUUCGAGAAUUAAAUUAAAAUGCACCAAAAUAUAUAUUUGGUUAAUACGAAUUCUUUACGACAUAAAAAACUUUUAAAAAAGUUUUUGAUUACUGUUGACCAAUUAACAUACACACAGUAGUCCAGCAGCAUUUAUUGGCCCGUUAUGAAAAACUGUUAUUGCAAUCAUUGUAAGAUAUAUUCAUUUAAAGAGCGUUAACUAAUAAAAAUGAAGCUUAUAAAAGGUUUGUUUUAAUUUUUCUACAGAAUUAAAUUUUUUGUUAAUUGUAUUGAGUGUUUGUUAAGUGUUGUAUUAAGUGAAUUGUUGUAUUAAGUAACUAAAAAGUAGCGAAUUCCUACUGGUUUUCUCUGAUUGAGAUCAAGAUUGCAUAACACAAGUACUUUUAUUAUUUUUCGUUUUCAUACUGGAUAAGGUAGCCAUUAAGACAUUAACCAUUGGCAUCAGUCUCGAUAGUAUCUUUUAAAAAUACUGUUAAACAAAAAAUUAACAACGAAUUUCAAGCGAUUUCUUUGAUGUUAGAGCAUCGACGUAUUGCACACGCCUUAUCUACUGUAAAGCAACAUUAUCAUAGUGUUUGUAUUUGAGAUAACGAAGAAUAAUUUUUGCCUUGAAUUUUCCAUUUCUAUUGGUAACUGAACCAUUACUUGCUUUCGCUUUGAGUAUAAUGCUCCUGAUGCAUGUGAGACAACAAUGAGCGCGAGUAUUUCCGAAGCUAUUCACGUUGCAUCCCUUAUCGAUUAAAUAAUAGGUCACAUUUUUAUUUCCACAUUGUGCUGCAACGUGCAUCCCGAUUCGUCUACGAAAUCGCACGGACUUUGAUCUCUUUCAGAAUCGAUUAAACUGCUGAUA